AUGGGCCUUAAUUGCGUGCGACCUGUCGAUCCUUUAUGUGCUGUCAUACCAAGAAAUAUUGAGCUCGACGCUUCAUCAGUUAAACAAUCAGAAUUGCCGAUUAUCUUUUUAAUUGGAGGUCCUGGAGCAGGAAAGACAACACAGUGUACACGACUAGCAGAACAUUACGGUUUCUGUACCAUCAUAAGCAGAGAAUUAUUGCGCAACGAAGUUACCACCGGUUCACAAAGAGGUGUUAUCCUGGCAUAUUUGAUGUCCGAGGGUAAACUAGUUCCUGCAGAUGUCAUGAUGGAGCUUAUUAAGGCGAAGAUGUUGAACAGUUUAGGUACCACACGAGGUUUCCUACUGAGCGGGUUUCCCAGAGAGAAGAUACAAUGCCAGCAUUUCAACAGACAGAUCCGACCGCCGGAUCUUGUCCUGUACUUAUACGUCAGAAAUUCAUUGUUGAUGGACAGAAUCCUAGCUAGGGCCAUCACCGCUACUGAACGGCAGGAACGCGGCAUCGAUGAAAAUUGGCGGCGAAUCAAGGAGCACAGUCGAAUGAUUAAGCCUAUACUUAAAUAUUACAAGAAGCAGUUAGUGAUUAUAGAUGGUGAGAAAGAUGAGUUGGAAGUUUUCCAAGACAUUUGCAACGCGGUUGAUAACAUUUUGGUAAACUUUCCAAGUACAUCUGAAGAAAAAGAAGUUAAUUAGAAUUUGUUUGUUAAUAUAAUUUUGCUAAACAUGCACAGCAGUACAUAAUCCAACGAUUGUCGAGAAAAAAG
Messenger RNA from Solenopsis invicta (red fire ant), 764 nucleotides. RefSeq names its product adenylate kinase isoenzyme 5. Lineage: Eukaryota; Metazoa; Arthropoda; Insecta; Hymenoptera; Formicidae. Gene Ontology annotation, cellular component: cytoplasm; cytosol. The transcript is spliced from 2 exons. Gene Ontology annotation, biological process: nucleoside triphosphate biosynthetic process. The record is from RefSeq and is a predicted model, not a curated record. The coding region runs from base 1 to 693 and encodes 230 amino acids. Gene Ontology annotation, molecular function: AMP kinase activity; ATP binding.